Molecule: messenger RNA, 9720 nt
Organism: Pistacia vera
Lineage: Eukaryota; Viridiplantae; Streptophyta; Magnoliopsida; Sapindales; Anacardiaceae
Exons: 14
Coding region: 69-9131 (3020 amino acids)
Molecular function (GO): protein binding; oxidoreductase activity
Source: RefSeq, a predicted model, not a curated record
UGGCUUUAUUUGGUUGAAGAAGGAAUCAAAACACGAAAUAUGAGCUUUAAUUUUUUGGUAAUAGAGAAAUGGAGAGUGAUGAUGCGGUUCAAGGCUUGCAAUUUGAUUCAAGCACUAAUGCUAAGCUAGGGUCGCAAAAGAGUUCAUUACAAAAUUUAUUAAAACCUAGGGCUAAGAAAAUGGAUGGUGAAGAGAAGAAGUCCGAGUCCAAGAAGAGGUCCAAACCUGUUGAGAUUGGUUUUGAUUCUGAUGAUGAUGAGCCCAUUGGGUCUUUGUUUAAGUUGAAGAAAACAAAAAACCCUAAGAAGGUUAAGGCUACGUCAGAUAGUGAAAAGGGGCAGAAGGUAGAAAUUAGGGAAGAGAAAUUGGUGGUUGAAGAUGAGGAUUUGGGGGGUAUGGAUGAUACCUUGGCAAGUUUUAGGAAAAAAUUGAAGGGUCCUAAGAAAAAUACCGGAUCUGGGAUCCUAAAGGGAAGAAAUUCAUCUUUGAGUGAGUCUUUUGAGGACGUCGGCGUGUUGGAUGAGAAGUUGGCAUUGAAGGAUGUGGAGAAAGUUCAGGAGAUUGGUGAGGAUGCAUCUGAUGUGACCAUGGGUAAAGGGGUUGAAAGUAAAUGUAAAGGGAGAUUUAGGAGACCGAAGACUGAUUCAAAGAUAAAAUCAGUUGGGGCUCAUUUUGCGAGUGAUGAUGAUUUGAAGGGUAUGGAGCCUCUGGGUGAUUCAUUGGAGGAUCAGAAAGAGGAAGAGAUAUGGCCUGGGGAGGGUUCCAAUCUGUCUUUGGAUGAAAAGACGGAUGACUCAUUUUCUGCUUUCUUUCAGAGGACACAAUCUGGAUCAAUCAGGAAAUCUCAUGUGAAUUCUGGUUUGAAACAGAAUGGUAGGGAUCGAAGCUUUGAUGAAGGAUAUAGCCCUAGCUCUGAAGGUGAUUUAAAGUCUGUAAGGAGACCUCAGUCUGCUUCAGCUACAAAAGUAAGGCAGAAAAAUUCAAAGUUCAAUGAUAGUUCACAUCUGGUUUCUGAUUUGAGUAAAUCGGAAUUAACCUCCAGUCAGUAUAAGAAAAUUGAACCUUUGGUAGACAAUAGCGGUUUGAAUGUUCAAGAGGAACCUAUUCUGGAUACUUGUACCUCAAAUGAAGUUUAUGGUAUCAAUGGCAACAUGAAUGCUUGUGCCUGCGUGGAUGAUGGUUCUGGCUCUAGCCAAAAGGCUAGUUCAGAAACUCAAUCUAUGGAGGUCGGGUUAAAGCUUUGUUCUAUGGAUAAGGCAAGCGCUUUGGUCCCUGAUGACCAAGAAAUGCCCAUUUCUGCCUCUUCCCCAGAGCAGAAGGGAGAAUUUUACAAGUAUGAGGGUGAGUGUAACCGAGGUUUUUCUCAUGCAUUGAGGCAACAUUCAAGGAAUGCUUCAGCAAUAGACAAUUCGAGUUCAGACCAUGAAGUUUCCUCUUCUUUAAUUGGAAAAGAAGUUUCAGUGGCUUGUGUAAAUGAUGAGUUAAGAAACAAAUCCUGUAAAACUAAAUCCAAAGAGAUUCAGAAAUCAGCUUCUGGAAAGAUGCUGCAGGUUUCCUCAAAAUCUUUAUCUCAGAACUGUUCAGGGACUGUAAAAUCAGAUCAAUAUGCAGAAGGUUUUCAGCAAAUUCCACCUCUUCUUUCUGAUCCUUCCUUGAAUUCCUUGAAGGUGAGCAAAACUUUUAGUGAUCCCAAUACCUGUAAUGAGGAGAGAGGUUUUGCUUCCACUUUUUCAAAAGAGGAAACUGCUGUAGUAUCUAAUGGUAGGUUAUCUCCAACAACUGAAAUGUUUUGUGGACAUCGGGAAUCUGGAUUUACUUUUCAGAAGUGUAGCUCUGGUUUCCAUCAAGAUCAACCUUCUGAUGCAUCGAAGGGAACUUGUGUUCCAGGUCAUGAGCCUCUCUCUAUUGGUGAAGAGGCUAAUAGAGAUUCUUCUUCUUCCAUGACUCCAGAUGAAAAUGGAAGUUCUCCAGAAGAUGCAGUCUCUAUGCCUGAUUCUGAAAAUAAAGGUAAUAAGUUAUCAGCUGUUCAACGUGCUGCGCGCAUUGCUAAAAAGCGCAGGCAUGGAGACAUGGCUUAUGAAGGGGAUGCUGACUGGGAGAAUUUGAUAACUGAGCAAGGUUUUCUUGAAAGUCACCAGGUUGUAGACUAUGAUCGGUCUUUAAGAGGAAGAGACAAGUUUUAUUCCUCUUCAAAUACUCUUACUGAUGCUGAAAAUGGUGGGACUGCAGUGGUGUCAGCAGGGCUGAAAGCUCGUGCAGCUGGUCCGAUCGAGAAAAUUAAAUUUAAAGAGGUCUUGAAGCGCAGAGGUGGGCUUCAGGAAUACUUAGAAUGCAGGAACCAGAUCUUAAGUCUUUGGAGUAGAGAUGUUAGCAGAAUUUUGCCACUCACGGAGUGUGGGGUCACUGAUACUCCUUCUGAGGAUGAGCCGCCACGUGCUUCUUUAAUUAGGCAGAUCUAUACAUUUCUUGAUCAGAGUGGGUACAUAAAUGUUGGUAUUGCUUCUAAGAAGGAGAAAGCAAAUCAUGUAGCAAAGCAUAGUUAUAAACUUUUCAAAGAAGAAAAACUCGAGGGAAGUUCUGGGGAUUCGGUUGCUGAUUCAGAGGAUGGAGUUGCUUUCAUCCUUGGUCAGGUUAAGAGUUCUGAAACUUCUGUGGAGGCCAAAAAUGUUGUUAUAUCUAAUGAUGGGAACCAGAUAUUAGAAGCGAAAAAAGGCUGUUCGGUUAUCCCAGAAUUACCUAAUGUGACAGAACACAAACCAUGCCCAGCUGAUGAUUGCUUGCAAAAUGGUGGCACUGAUUCACCUGAUAGAUUGGUAAAUGUGGAUAUUUUGAGGGCUGAUCCAUCUUGCAAAAUGGUUGAUGGUGGAGAAGUUCCGAUUGUAAUUGAAGUGACGAAUGACUCACACAGUGUUCAAUCUGCUUCUCAUGAUGAUGUUUGGGGGAACCAACAUGUGCACUGUGAUUCAGAAAUCAGGAAGAAAAUCAUUAUCAUUGGGGCAGGUCCUGCUGGUUUAACCGCUGCUCGCCACUUGAAACGUCAGGGUUUUUCUGUAAUUAUACUUGAGGCUCGGAAUAGGAUCGGUGGUCGUGUUUAUACGGAUCGCACGUCUCUCUCAGUUCCUGUGGAUCUUGGGGCUAGCAUAAUUACAGGUGUUGAGGCUGAUGUGGCCACUGAAAGAAGACCUGAUCCUUCCUCAUUGAUUUGUGCUCAGCUGGGCCUAGAGUUGACUGUGUUGAAUAGUGAUUGCCCCCUUUAUGAUAUUGUUUCUGGUCAAAAGGUUCCUGCAGAUCUGGAUGAAUCUCUGGAAGCAGAGUACAACAGCCUUCUUGAUGACAUGGUAUUGCUUGUUGCCCAGAAGGGGGAACAUGCUAUGAAAAUGUCUCUUGAGGAGGGUUUGGAGUAUGCUCUUAAGAGGCGCCGAAUGGCACGAUUAGGAAGAGAUUUUGAAGAAGUUUAUCUGCAAAGUUCGAUGGAUGCUUAUUCUAAAACCAGCAGUGUUGACAGUAGAGUUCCUGGUAGAAAUUGUUCUGAAGAAGAGAUACUGAGUCCUCUUGAAAGAAGGGUUAUGGAUUGGCACUUUGCCAACUUAGAAUAUGGUUGUGCUGCUUUGCUCAAGGAAGUAUCUCUUCCUUUCUGGAAUCAAGAUGAUGUUUAUGGAGGAUUUGGAGGAGCCCAUUGCAUGAUUAAAGGUGGUUACAGUGCUGUUGUUGAGUCUCUUGCAGAAGAACUUCUCAUACAUUUCAACCAUGUAGUCACAGAUAUCUCAUAUAGUUCAAAGGACUCUGAAGUAAAUUAUAGUCAGUCCAAAGUCAAAGUUGCCACAUCAAAUGGCAGUGAAUUCUCAGGAGACGCUGUGCUUAUUACUGUGCCUCUUGGGUGCUUGAAAGCAGAAAGUGUAAAGUUUUUUCCCCCGUUACCCCAAUGGAAGUCCUUGGCCAUCCAGCGGCUUGGUUUUGGAGUUCUUAAUAAAGUAGUAUUGGAAUUUUCAGAGGUCUUUUGGGAUGACACUGUGGACUACUUUGGAGCAACUGCCGAAGAAACCGAUUUGAGGGGGCAGUGCUUUAUGUUUUGGAAUGUCAGAAAAACAGUUGGUGCUCCUGUUCUUAUAGCUUUAGUGGUUGGUAAGGCAGCUAUUGAUGGUCAAAAUAUGAGCUCGUCUGACCAUGUAAACCAUGCAGUCCAGGCUCUCCGUAAAAUUUUUGGGGAGGCUUCAGUACCAAAUCCAGUUGCAUCAGUUGUGACUGAUUGGGGCAGAGAUCCUUUCAGCUAUGGUGCUUACUCAUAUGUAGCUUUAGGAGCAUCUGGAGAAGACUAUGAUAUAUUGGGCAGACCUGUUGAGAACUGUUUAUUUUUUGCUGGUGAGGCUACCUGCAAGGAACAUCCUGACACUGUUGGUGGUGCAAUGUUGAGUGGGCUUCGAGAGGCUGUGCGUAUAAUUGACAUAUUGACCACUGGUAAUGAUUAUACUGCUGAAGUAGAGGCAAUAGAGGCUGCCCAGAGACAAUUAGAGUCUGAAGGGGAUGAAGUUGUGGACAUAGCAAGGAGACUUGAAGCUGUUGAACUCUCCAAUGUCUUGUACAAGAACUCUUUGGAUCGGGCCCUUAUAUUGACCAGGGAAUCUUUGCUGCAGGAUAUGUUCUUUAAUGCAAAAACCACUGCAGGACGGUUACAUUUAGCGAAAGAGUUGCUGAACCUUCCUGUUUCAACCUUGAAGUCAUUUGCUGGGACCAAGGAAGGGCUGACCAUGCUCAACUCUUGGAUAUUGGAUUCAAUGGGGAAGGAUGGGACUCAGCUUUUACGUCAUUGUGUUCGUCUUCUUGUGCGUGUUUCUACUGAUCUACUUGCUGUGCGUCUGUCAGGCAUUGGGAAAACUGUCAAAGAAAAAGUUUGUGUACAUACUAGCCGCGAUAUACGUGCCAUAGCUAGUCAAUUGGUUAAUGUGUGGCUUGAAGUCUUCCGAAAAGGAAAAACUUCUGGUGGUGGACUAAAGUUUUCCAGGCAAUCAAAUGUAGUAGAUUCGUCGAAGAGAAAAUCUCUUAAAGAUCCAGCUUCAGGCAAGCCACCUCUACACUCACAUCACAGUGGUUUGGAGAAUAAAGGAUCUGCUGGAAGCCAUUUGAUUUCUAGUGCAAACAUGAGGAGAGAGAAUGGCAGACUAGAUACUGAAGUGGAAGACAGAAAUUUUGCCAUGUCUGAAGAAGAACAGGCUGCCUUUGCUGCUGCUGAAGCUGCUCGAGCAGCAGCAGAAGCAGCUGCUCGAGCUGCAGCCGAAGCAACUGCUAAGGCUUUAGUCCAAGUUCUAUUUGAACUAUCCGGUCAUUCUUAUGUUCUCUUUAAGAUAAUUAAUGUGAUUGGCUUUCCUACAUUUGCAUCCUCGGGGCCACAGCUUCCCAAGAUACCUUCCUUUCACAAAUUUGCCAGGCGGGAGCAAUACGGGCAAAUGGAUGAAUUUGAUCUUAGAAGGAAGUGGUCUGGUGGUGGGUACAUAAAUGUUGGUAUUGCUUCUAAGAAGGAGAAAGCAAAUCAUGUAGCAAAGCAUAGUUAUAAACUUUUCAAAGAAGAAAAACUCGAGGGAAGUUCUGGGGAUUCAGUUGCUGAUUCAGAGGAUGGAGUUGCUUUCAUCCUUGGUCAGGUUAAGAGUUCUGAAACUUCUGUGGAGGCCAAAAAUGUUGUUAUAUCUAAUGAUGGGAACCAGAUAUUAGAAGCGAAAAAAGGCUGUUCGGUUAUCCCAGAAUUACCUAAUGUGACAGAACACAAACUAUGCCCAGCUGAUGAUUGCCUGCAAAAUGGUGGCACUGAUUCACCUGACAGAUUGGUAAAUGUGGAUGUUUUGAGGGCUGAUCCAUCUUGCAAAAUGGUUGAUGGUGGAGAAGUUCCAAUUGUAAUUGAAGCGACGAAUGACUCACACAGUGUUCAAUCUGCUUCUCAUGAUGAUGCUUGGGGGAACCAACAUGUGCACUGUGAUUCAGAAAUCAGGAAGAAAAUCAUUAUCAUUGGGGCAGGUCCUGCUGGUUUAACCGCUGCUCGCCACUUGAAACGUCAGGGUUUUUCUGUAAUUAUACUUGAGGCUCGGCAUAGGAUCGGUGGUCGUGUUUAUACAGAUCGCACGUCUCUCUCAGUUCCUGUGGAUCUUGGGGCUAGCAUAAUUACAGGUGUUGAGGCUGAUGUGGCCACUGAAAGAAGACCUGAUCCUUCCUCAUUGAUUUGUGCUCAGCUGGGCCUAGAGUUGACUGUGUUGAAUAGUGAUUGCCCCCUUUAUGAUAUUGUUUCUGGUCAAAAGGUUCCUGCAGAUCUGGAUGAAUCUCUGGAAGCAGAGUACAACAGCCUUCUUGAUGACAUGGUAUUGCUUGUUGCCCAGAAGGGGGAACAUGCUAUGAAAAUGUCUCUUGAGGAGGGUUUGGAGUAUGCUCUUAAGAGGCGCCGAAUGGCACGAUUAGGAAGAGAUUUUGAAGAAGUUUAUCUGCAAAGUUCGAUGGAUGCUUACUCUAAAACCAGCAGUGUUGACAGCAGAGUUCCUGGUAGAAAUUGUUCUGAAGAAGAGAUACUGAGUCCUCUUGAAAGAAGGGUUAUGGAUUGGCACUUUGCCAACUUAGAAUAUGGUUGUGCUGCUUUGCUCAAGGAAGUAUCUCUUCCUUUCUGGAAUCAAGAUGAUGUUUAUGGAGGAUUUGGAGGAGCCCAUUGCAUGAUUAAAGGUGGUUACAGUGCUGUUGUUGAGUCUCUUGCAGAAGAACUUCUCAUACAUUUCAACCAUGUAGUCACAGAUAUCUCAUAUAGUUCAAAGGACUCUGAAGUAAAUUAUAGUCAGUCCAAAGUCAAAGUUGCCACAUCAAAUGGCAGUGAAUUCUCAGGAGACGCUGUGCUUAUUACUGUGCCUCUUGGGUGCUUGAAAGCAGAAAGUGUAAAGUUUUUUCCCCCGUUACCCCAAUGGAAGUCCUUGGCCAUCCAGCGGCUUGGUUUUGGAGUUCUUAAUAAAGUAGUAUUGGAAUUUUCAGAGGUCUUUUGGGAUGACACUGUGGACUACUUUGGAGCAACUGCCGAAGAAACCGAUUUGAGGGGGCAGUGCUUUAUGUUUUGGAAUGUCAGAAAAACAGUUGGUGCUCCUGUUCUUAUAGCUUUAGUGGUUGGUAAGGCAGCUAUUGAUGGUCAAAAUAUGAGCUCGUCUGACCAUGUAAACCAUGCAGUCCAGGCUCUCCGUAAAAUUUUUGGGGAGGCUUCAGUACCAAAUCCAGUUGCAUCAGUUGUGACUGAUUGGGGCAGAGAUCCUUUCAGCUAUGGUGCUUACUCAUAUGUAGCUAUAGGAGCAUCUGGAGAAGACUAUGAUAUAUUGGGCAGACCUGUUGAGAACUGUUUAUUUUUUGCUGGUGAGGCUACCUGCAAGGAACAUCCUGACACUGUUGGUGGUGCAAUGUUGAGUGGGCUUCGAGAGGCUGUGCGUAUAAUUGACAUAUUGACCACUGGUAAUGAUUAUACUGCUGAAGUAGAGGCAAUAGAGGCUGCCCAGAGACAAUUAGAGUCUGAAGGGGAUGAAGUUUUGGACAUAGCAAGGAGACUUGAAGCUGUUGAACUCUCCAAUGUCUUGUACAAGAACUCUUUGGAUCGGGCCCUUAUAUUGACCAGGGAAUCUUUGCUGCAGGAUAUGUUCUUUAAUGCAAAAACCACUGCAGGACGGUUACAUUUAGCGAAAGAGUUGCUGAACCUUCCUGUUUCAACCUUGAAGUCAUUUGCUGGGACCAAGGAAGGGCUGACCAUGCUCAACUCUUGGAUAUUGGAUUCAAUGGGGAAGGAUGGGACUCAGCUUUUACGUCAUUGUGUUCGUCUUCUUGUACGUGUUUCUACCGAUCUACUUGCCGUGCGUCUGUCAGGCAUUGGGAAAACUGUCAAAGAAAAAGUUUGUGUACAUACUAGCCGCGAUAUACGUGCCAUAGCUAGUCAAUUGGUUAAUGUGUGGCUUGAAGUCUUCCGAAAAGGAAAAACUUCUGGUGGUGGACUAAAGUUUUCCAGGCAAUCAAAUGUAGUAGAUUCGUCGAAGAGAAAAUCUCUUAAAGAUCCAGCUUCAGGCAAGCCACCUCUACACUCACAUCACAGUGGUUUGGAGAAUAAAGGAUCUGCUGGAAGCCAUUUGAUUUCUAGUGCAAACAUGAGGAGAGAGAAUGGCAGACUAGAUACUGAAGUGGAAGACAGAAAUUUUGCCAUGUCUGAAGAAGAACAGGCUGCCUUUGCUGCUGCUGAAGCUGCUCGAGCAGCAGCAGAAGCAGCUGCUCGAGCUGCAGCCGAAGCAACUGCUAAGACAUUUGCAUCCUCGGGGCCACAGCUUCCCAAGAUACCUUCCUUUCACAAAUUUGCCAGACGGGAGCAAUACGGGCAAAUGGAUGAAUUUGAUCUUAGAAGGAAGUGGUCUGGUGGUGUUUUAGGAAGACAGGAUUGUAUAUCGGAGAUAGAUUCCAGGAACUGCAGAGUGAGGGAUUGGUCUCUUGAUUUCUCUGCUGCUUGUGUUAAUCUUGACAAUUCAAGAACUGCUGAUAACCUCUCACAGCGGAGCCAUUCUAAUGAGAUUGCAUGUCAGUUGAACUUAGGUGAGCACUCUGGAGAAAGUGCUGCUGCUGCUGCAGACAGCAGUAUUUUCACAAAAGCAUGGGUUGAUACUGCUGGUAGCGUGGGGAUAAAAGACUAUCAUGCAAUUGAGAGGUGGCAGUCUCAAGCAGCUGCAGCUGAUUCUGAUUUCUUCCAUCCAGCCAUGCAUAUAAAGGAUGAGGAAGAUUCAAACACAAGUUCUAAACCACGCACCUGGAAGCAUGAUAGACGAGCAAAUGAGAGCUCUGUUUCACAAGUUACAAUAAAUAAUGAGUCACUUGAAAACCGUUCUCGAGGGGCAGAUCGUAUUAAACAGGCAGUCGUGGAUUACGUUGCAUCAUUGCUCAUGCCCCUUUAUAAGGCAAGGAAAAUUGAUAGGGAUGGAUAUAAGACAAUAAUGAAAAAAAGUGCAACAAAGGUGAUGGAGCAGGCCACAGAUGCUGAGAAAAACAUGGCUGUUUCUGAGUUUCUUGAUUUCAAGCGCAAGAAUAAGAUUCGUUCCUUUGUGGACAAAUUGAUUGAGAGGCAUAUGGCAAUGAAGCCAACUGUUAAGUCAUGAUGUUAUUGUGGAUUGGCUGGCACAUUUUUUUUCCUCUGCGUCUGUGCAAGACCCACAACAGAUGAUGGUGGUGUGGGGGUAGAGUUCUUGAUUGGGCUUUUCUUGUCUACACGCUUACAUCAAACUACCAACAUGCUUAUAAAGUCCCGAAGAUGUCAUGGAAGAAAGGAGAUGGCUUUUUGCUUCCCGUUCAAUCAUAAUUGGUGAAUCUUGAUGGAAAUUGCUCUAGUCUGAUGUGUUCAGAAUUGGUAAUGUAAAGUUAGCCAGGAUACCAUUUCUGAAUAUGGCUGUGGCCUUCUGUACUGAAAAUGGGCUUGGCAUAAGUGUAUUAGCUCAUUUUUGGCAGACAUCAACAUGUUUUGAAGAUGAGUUCAGAUUGCCUCUAGCAAUUGAUUCAUUGUAGAUGAAGGUUGGAAUCCGAAGGGUGGAGAGGAUCAAUACCCUAAUCUUUUAUUUGGGGACAACCUUAGAUGAGACAUGACUUGUUCUUGACUUUUUUUUUUUUUUUUCAUGUUUUCAUUGUACAGUUUAGAAAUGUUUUAGUAUUGACUAGCAUACUGAGUAUUUUUCUAUUUUCUUUUCAGAACUA